Molecule: messenger RNA, 1161 nt
Organism: Argentina anserina (silverweed cinquefoil)
Lineage: Eukaryota; Viridiplantae; Streptophyta; Magnoliopsida; Rosales; Rosaceae
Product: RING-H2 finger protein ATL5-like
Exons: 1
Coding region: 311-1018 (235 amino acids)
Biological process (GO): protein ubiquitination
Molecular function (GO): transferase activity
Source: RefSeq, a predicted model, not a curated record
GAUGUAAUUUCCAACUUAUAAACCCACAAAUAUUAUAAUGGAUCCACGAGUCGGGUUCCUAUAUAAACCACCUUGCUGAGCACAGAAGCAGAAUAAUAAUACAAGAAACCCCGCCAUUCCCAGUUGCCGAUGCUCAUAAAAACAUUACCAGAACCCCCCACCAACUCAUCACCUCAGACACGAACCUUCCUCUCCAUUUUCCUAUGCUGAUUUAAGAUAACCAAUUUUAACGUACCCUCAACCACCUUUCCCCAUUUCCCUUAAACCCACCACCUUCCAUUCCUUCUCCAAAACCUAAGUUCCUAGCUACAUGAUUCACGAUCAAGCACCCGCCAAGUACGCCCUCAAUGGCAAGAUCAUGCUCUGCUCGGUUAUUAUUCUCUUCCCUGUCAUCUUCGUCGUCCUCUGCUUCCACAGCUACGUCCGACUCUGCUUCAGCCGCGAACAGCCCCUCCGCCGCCGCCGCCGCCGCCGUCAGCGACGCGUCUUCUCUCAUAAUAAUAUCAUUCCGCCCGCGGUAGGAUUCUCUAGCAACGUAUCUCAGAAGGGCUUGGAUUUCUCAAUUCUCAAGACGCUGCCUAGCUUUUUUUACGACGUGUCAACUCACGAACUGGAGCAGCUAGACUGCCCUGUGUGCCUGUCGGAGUUCGAGGACGGAGAGCGAGGACGAGUGUUGCCGAACUGUAAGCACGCGUUUCAUAUAGAGUGCAUAGACACUUGGUUCAAGUCAAACACCAACUGCCCGCUUUGUAGAUGUCAUGUUCGGCAGGAUACUCCGCACGAGGUUGUGAUCACGGUGAGUGGAGAACCGGCCAGUUCUAGAAGCGACGAAGAGGGUGAAGACAAAAUGGGUUCGCCGUCGACGAGGUUUCCGGUGGAGGAGUGUGGGAGGAGGCCGUUGGAUCUAGUGGGGAUGGCGACGGAUGAUAGAGUAAGGAAUUUUGGGUGGGCGAAAAGUCAUGGGGUGAAAUGUUCUGGAGAUCAGACUGCAUCGUUAAAGAGGAUUUGGAGCAUAUAGAUCAGCAUAAGCUUUGAUCGAUCUCGAUCCAUUUGGGUGUGGGCAUGGGCGGCGCUACUUGCAGUGACCAAAACAGAGUGGCGGUUUCUUUUGUUUUUGUUUAGCUAGUGGUUUUAUUUUUCCUUUUCUCCUAGGGACAACUC